Messenger RNA from Dermatophagoides farinae (American house dust mite), 877 nucleotides. The record is from RefSeq and is a predicted model, not a curated record. NCBI's taxonomy places the organism in Eukaryota, Metazoa, Arthropoda, Arachnida, Sarcoptiformes, Pyroglyphidae.
AUGAUAAUUAUCAUCCAUAAAAAACAAAUCAAUGAGAUGCAAACAUAUCAAAUGUCCUUGAAACAUGAUCAUUCGAUAAAAAUUCAUUCUUUCGUUUGAAGCGAAAAAAAAUUUUCAUUUCAAUUCAAUCAUUUUUUCAUCGAUAUUAGUUAAUGAUGGCCACACCAAGUAAAUUCGUUUUAUACAAUUAUUGGCGAAGUUCAUGUUCAUGGCGUGUACGUGCUGUUUUAGAAUUGAAAAAGAUUCCAUAUGAAUAUCGUGCCAUCAAUCUGGUUAAAGGUGAACAAUAUGGCAAAGAAUUUCAACAAAUUAAUCCAAUAAGUCAGGUACCGACGUUACAAUUUCAAACAUCCGAUGGACGUACUGAAAUUCUUUAUGAAUCAAUGGCCAUAAUUGAUUAUUUGGAACAAACAUUUCCAACACCAUCAAUCUAUCCAAAUGAUCCAAUCGAACGUGCCAAAGUUAUUGCUAUUGCUGAAACAAUAGUCAGUGGCAUACAACCAAUUCAAAAUCUUGUUGUCAUGAAAAAAAUUGAAGAAAUAACUGGAUCUAAAGACCAAUCCAUGGAAUGGAGCCGUGAAUGGAUUCGUAAAAAAUUUCAGAUGCUUGAAACAAUGUUAAAAUCAAUGAGUGGAACUCAUACAUUUGGUGACCAUUUAACAUUGGCUGAUUUUUGUCUUGUACCACAAGUGGCAAAUGCUAUUAAAUUCAAAGUUGAUAUGAAUGAAUUUCCAUUAUUGAAACGUUUGAAUGAAUUUCUAUUGACUACUGAAUCGAUUGCAAAAGCUCGGCCAGAUAAUCAACCAGAUAAAAUGUGAAACGACGAUUCUAGAUGAUUUGAAAUUUUUUUGAAAAUUCAUUCAUUAAAAAUCGUUAU